ACAAUUAGGAUCCAGUGUUGAAGCAUUUAGGUAAACUUUAAAAGGUACCCACUUAAAAACCACCUAGCACCCAUCCUAUGUUUGAGAUUGUGACCAAAUCCACGUGGACCUUAUCUUUUUUUUUUUCUUCUUCUGGACUGGUGUCCCAACAUAAAAAAGCCACAACGGAGGUUAACAACACUGGUGCAUCAUCAUUAUUGUUCCAUGGCAGCUCACUUCCAUUGUGUUUUUUUUUUUUAUUUGCAUCCUUUUAUUUUUGCAGUAGGUAACUUUUUUUUUCCAUUGCCACUUUUUUUGGCAUCAUUAACUUCCAUUGUGGCCUUUUUAUCUAUUUUAUUUGCAGCAGGCUUUGGUUUCUUUCUUUCUUUUUUUUUUUUUUUUUUUUUUGCAUCAGUAAUUUCCAUUGUGACUUCUUUUUUUAUUGGCAGCAGUGGCGGUUCUCGGCCACCGUACUCUCCCUGCCACUUUGCUCUACUCUACAAACAUUAAGAGGUAAACAUGGGCUUUUUUCUCCACUGUUGGUGAACUGUAUCAUAAAAAGACAUCUAUUCAGAGAGUUAGAUUUGAGGUAGUGUACUUCUUUUUUUGUGCAUCACCACUUUUUUUUGCGUCAUUAACUUAUGUUGUGGGUCUUUUUUGUAUUCUUUUUUUAUUUGCAGCAGUGGCGUUCUUUCUUCUUUUUUGCUUUCUUUUCUGAUUGCAGCAGUGGCGGUUCUCGGCCACCGUAGAGAGAAAACAAACUAACAAAAAUAGGGUAGGCUCAGUGUUGUCUCAGGUACAUACAUUCUAACCCUGACAGUAAGUGAUAAAUGUAAACAUGUGUCUGCUGCUGCCUAGUCUCCACUCACCAACCCGGGGAUGCCUUUAGGAGCACCUGUCGUCCCGACAUCCUUUGCGUGUCCAAUAUGGAGGAACUGGCGGUGGAGGUCCGUGGCUCCAACGGGGCUUAUUACAAGGUAAAUAUCGGCUUUAUAAUCCACCAUUUGACACAACCGCCAGUUACAGGUUGUAGCAAACAAGUUGACUCCUUUUGGAUUUAGUUCACGGUUGCCUUGGCGAUCCGGACCCUGUAACUGCCCGCUGUUAGCUCGUCAUAGCACAGCUAGCCGAAAUUAGCAGGCUGAGCUAACAGAGCUAGCGAGUGUCCUGCUGCCGUCUGUCACUUUUUAUCGACGUUUAUCGAGAUGAAGACGGUAUAAAAGUGUCAAAGGCUGUUAUUCAACGUAUUUUGUUGCUACUCCGUGCUAAAAGUUAGCAAACGUGCUGUAUUCCUCGUUAACUGUUGACGCUCGGGUUAAUGGUUGUUUGGCCUCAUAUUGGAUGUUCAGACCUCAUUAAGUCUGUGUUUUGUGUUCACUUAUUGAAGGUGAUUGAAACCCCUUAGAUAUUGAUCACUCCGUAUGUUAAAAUACAUAACUGAUAGGAGGCAUCGUGGCUGAUUGUGACAGGGAUUUUACACACACACACAUUCACACACACAUGUCUAUUAUUUGAUCCUUCAUCAUGCCGGAGCUAUUUUCUGUAUGUGUUUGUGUGUGCCAGCUGUUCCUUGUCAAUCCUGACCAGCUGGUAUGUCAGAAGAGGGUCACUGAUACCGUAGACUUAAAAAGCUAUUUCUAGACCUGCUGCCUGUACAGUCCCGUCUCAUUCCCUCUCACUUGUACCCUAUGUUUCCUUCAAUUACCUCCUUCAUCUUCUUAGUUUUCCUACCCUCGCCUCUCACCCCACCUUGAUUCAUUAAGUGAUCCUCCAGCAAUGGCAAAACCUGCAGUAAACACAUUACAUUAACAGUGUAUGUGUGUAUUAAAGACGUCCCUGCUGCAAAAUCAUGAAAAAUAAUCAGUAACUAAAAGCACCACAAUGAAAAAUGCCCAUUUUUAUGAUAAUAUGUCAUCAAACAGUGUUUUAUUAUGGCUUUAUACGCUGAUCAGCCUCAACAUUAAGAACACCUUGGCAAUCAAAUGCAAAAAAACACCUCCAAAAAGAAGAAAACUUUUGGGUUUUUUUUGUUUACAUGAUCCAACAAGACAUAACUAUCCCUAAAAUUAAUUGUUGAGGUUGCAAUGUGUGUUGUCAACAUACUCAAGUUCACUUUAGAAAAGGUGUUUCUAAUAUUUUGCUCCUGCGAUGUUUGUUUGAAAAUUGAAAAAAAUAUUCCAAACAUUUUCAUUGUAAUGCAGUACACCAUCAACACCAUUACAACUUACGAUCAGUUAUCGCCUGUUUAAGAUGUCAGAUCUUCCUGAAAACUGAGCUGUUGUAUUGAAUGUUUACAUGUGUUUAUAAUGAUAUGGCUAAUGUGUGUUGCGCCAUAGAUAAACUAUACCUCCACAUAAAGAUCCUUACACACCAGGACCGACGCAAAUAUCCGAUGCGAAAUUACGAAAUAUUGGGAGGAGAACUUUGACGUGCCUGACUAUACACAUCAAGCACAAUGCGAUUUUGGGACUUUCCGUGGGGGAAAAAAAAAAAACACGUCCCAGGUGGAAGCGAGAAGACUGACACAACAGCAGACUGACUGUUUUUUAGUUCUGAUUAGACACUAGUGUUGAGAUGUCUGUCUGUCAUGAUAGCAUGUACUGAGUCGGGGCCAGUACCAGAUAAACACAUUAAACUAUAAUCCAUAAACGUAAGAUAAUCAAUGCCUAUUGCAACUUAAACAAUUGAAUUAAAGAACAGUUAUCAUCUGUUAAGAAUGUUGAAUCUUCCUGAAAACUGAGCUGUUGUAUUGGGUGUUUAUAAUGAUAUGGCUGGUCGAUGUGUGUUGCCCCAUAGAUCAACUAUACCUCCUCCAUAUUAGUCUGCCUUUGCUGCAUAUCAUUGCUCUUCAAGACAGAACAAGCUUUCAGCUGUGAUUACCGUUUUACUGUCUUUAUCUUUGAUGAGGAAAGGAAUGUGCUUUUUAGUAAAGUGUCCUCAGUUAAAAAUGGUUGCUUUUCAGGUUGGACGAAGAUCAAAAGUUGUGGUUUAUAAGAGGAGUCUUUUAUGAAGCAGAUUUUAAUGAAAAGGCUCCAAGAAAAGGCAGAAUUCAAGGUUUAAGACUGUGAUAAAAUAAGGAAGGUGCACUCAGUCAAUUAAUCAGUACAAUUUUGUAGUGUUAUCUUUGGAAGUGUAAAACAUAAAAAGAUUAUUUUGUGUUUUCAUGUACACAGUGCUUUUCCAGCUAUUCCAAGAUAUGCAUUACUGAUGUAGCUUUAAUAGUAUGCAAAAAUUUCCUAAUGUCUGAUGUUCCUUUAUAGAGAAUAAAAAGAUGAGAAGGGUAUGAAAAUUCUUAUAACUAGUGAUUAUCGCUGCCAGAAAGUUGUAAAGUUGGAUUAAAGUGAAAUGAUACAGUACAGGCUCUGUGAUGCAGUAAAUUCUAUCCCUUCCCAACCCUUGCUUCAUUAGUCACUUUGCCAACUUCCCUGCUUGCCAGCUGCCCUGGUUGAGUUCUCGAGUUAGUUUGCCAUGUAAUUUACCGUCACUGUUAUGUAAUGAAACUGUCACCACACCUCCACCAAAUGACAAUGGCCUUUACAAUACACUUUUCAAGCUACUGGAUGCUUUUAUCAAUAAACUGUUUUAUUAUGUAGUGAAAAAAAGCAGUUUCAAUCGCUUAAAUGAACGUUAUUGUGAUGAUGCACAGGCAGACACAGAUAAAAAAUAUCGGUGAAAUGCUUUUGACCAUGUGCCCAGAUUUUAAGAACUGACACCAAACUCAGCAGCACUUUCUAAUUUUGUAACAUUAGUCUCUACAAUCUCUCCGAAGUCAGUGUAAGGUGCUUUAGCAGUGAAAUACAUAAACAAAUAAAGCAAGAUGCUACACCGCAAGUUGGCAUUAAUGUGCACAUAACAUCACAGUUUUGCCCCUAAAUAUCUUUCAAUCAAAUAAAAGGUGGAACUUUAGUUUAAAACACAAAAGUUAUCUUCUCGUGAAUGCUUUCUUCUCCGUAGUCUGUGUCUCCAACAGGCAGUACUGUCAGUCAGCUGUCGUGCUCUAACAUGCUGCACCUGUCUGUUUGUCUGUCUGAUCUGUAGGGCUUUGUCAAAGAUAUCCACGAUGACUCUCUCACCAUUGCCUUUGAGAACAAGUGAGUGUUUUCGCUCCUGUAUUCCAGCUGCUUUGGUAAUACAUGUGAAAUUUUUAAGAGGGAUGUAGGAGGACUAACAUGUUUUAGUGAGCUAAGUCAUUCUAAUCUUAUUUAUAGUUGGCAGCCAGAGCGCCAGGUGCCCUUUAACGAUGUCAGGUUGCCGCCGCCUGCUGAUGGCAAGAAGGACAUCGGAGAGGGCGAGGAGGUGGAGGUGAGAACGACACACAUCAAGUCCUCAUAUUUUUACCUGUCAAGCUGGGCCUCACUGUCUUGGUUUCAAUUCUCCUGUCAGAUCCUGUCUCGGGCUAAUGAACAGGAGCCUUGUGGUUGGUGGCUGGCUAAAGUCCGUAUGAUGAAGGGAGAUGUGAGUAUCGCCAGCAGAAAGUUAGAGGAAGAAGUUCCACCCCGUUUUACACUAUCAUCUAGUAAAUAAUUGUUGGUUUGGUGGGGCCUGUUUGACAGACUUUGCAUUAUGUCUUUUCAGUUCUAUGUGAUCGAGUAUGCAGCUUGUGACGCAACUUACAACGAGAUUGUGACCUUUGAGCGUCUGCGUCCAGUCAACACCAACAAGGCCAUCACCAAGAACUCCUUUCACAAGUGCACUGUCCCUGUUCCUCAGGAUCUGCAAGAAGCGUACGUAGAUCAGCUAUAACACCAAAAGUCUGGAGUUCAUAUAUUUGUUCUGCUUAUUUCGCCUGAGUUUUUUGCUUUAUGUUUGAUGGAAAAUUAAGUUUUUGAUCAUAAACUUUUCUGUUGUUGCAGAUGCCAGAAUGACAGUGCCCAUAAGGACUUUAAGAAAGCUGUGGGAGCCUUCCGCAUCUCAUACUGUCCAGAGACUAGCCAACUUGUGGUUGUGGUAAUUGUCCUGCUAUUUCUCUGUUGGACAGCUUAAUAUUCAUUAUAUCAUGAACACAACCACAGGAUGUUAUUUUACUAUGUCUUGUAUAUCAUGUCUAUAAAGUGCAUGACUCAGCCAUGCCUCUUUGUGUGUCAUCAACAAGGUAAAUGGGUCAUUUUAAUUCUUUUUUAUUUCUUCUGUUUGUUUGUUUGUUUGUGUGCGUGUGUAGUCCAUGAAUGAGGCAACAGUAAAGCGCGUGUCUUUGCUGAGUGACAUGCACCUGCGCAGCAUCAGGACUAAGCUGCUGCUUAUGUCACGCAACCAUGAGGCAACAAAACACCUGGAGGUUAGUGGGUGACAACAGCACCAUAGGUCAGCGUCUGUGGUGAUCUAAAGUAAAGGGGAGGAUAUCUUCGCCUGAUCACUUUAGUUUGUUUAGACAGCAUCUUGGCAGUGAGGGCAGUUAGGAAUUGAGGAUUUGAAAUCACUUUCAAAUCCUUAAUUACUGCAACAGUAAUCCAUCACAGAUAAAACCUGUAUUGUUCUCAAAUAUUAAAUAGUAUUUAGGCGAAUUAAAACCAAAAGUCUAACUCUCUACUUACCUUAAAACAAAUGAAACUUGUGUUUUUGCAGAAUUCCAGGCAGCUGGUGUUGUCCUUUCAGGAGGAAUUCACAGUUAGAACAGACCUGAUGGGCCUUGCCAUUGGCAGCCAUGGAAGCAACAUUCAGCAAGCACGUAAAGUCCCAGGUGUCACUGCUAUCGAGCUGGAAGAGGAGACUGGCACUUUCAGGAUUUAUGGGGAGGUAGGGUUUUAUAUGGAAGAACUGCCAAAGUCAAGCAUGAGAACAAGGUUUUGAUAGAUGUUUUCACACAGUAAGAGAAAAUGAAAAUAUUUGAACUAAGGUGGUCAUAUUGGUGACUGCAGUUGGGCUGAUUGUAAUAUGAACUCUGUGUUGUCUUUCAGUCAGCUGAGGCAGUUAAGAAGGCCAGGAACUAUUUGGAGUUUCUGGAGGACUCAGUCCAGGUGCCCAGAAACCUUGUUGGUAUGUAGAAACUAACUAAUCAUGCUGCAGCGACAGUGAACUUUGGAAAGUGUGCUCUGAAGUUGCGUGGCACUGAUUCCCUAAAAAAUGACAUUACACAAAAAUAAUUUAAAGAACAUUUUUGGUUUGGUUAGAAACGUUAAAUCAUGCUCUUGAAUAAAAAAAUCUUAGUGUCAUGACAUCAACUCUAUUAUUCUUCAAUAAUACGAUUUUUUAAAAGACAAGGCAACUACAAGUGGAAAUUUUGCACUCAUGUCAUAUGUUUAAGAAUCGUUCUUGUGGCACUGUAUUUUGGGGUCGCCAGAAAAUCCCCAAAGCCUCUAUUAACUAGAAUUAUCACAGGGCAACUGAAAAUGAAAUGUAUGUUGGCAAUCAUGAAACCGCUCCACAGACAGGUUUUUGUGAAGUAGAACAAGAUGUUAUUAUAUUAAUAAAAGGAAAUAUGUUGAAAGGAAAUGCAACUUGUCAAAAUACAGAACUCCUCUUUAAUCAAUCACUCACACUGUGAUAGAAUUUAAAUUUGAAUUUAUGAAAGGAUAGCCCCUCGAGAUGCAGCACCUCAUUCUCAAGGGGGUCCCUAAACAAACAUACAUAGAACUCUAGAGGAAGAGACCUUUUAGUUUCACAAAGAACUUUUUCUUAACUCAGACUUGUGUGUUACAGUGAUUUAUCCCGUUUUCUCUGCUUUGUUUGUCUAGGCAAAGUGAUCGGUAAGAACGGAAAGGUCAUCCAGGAGAUUGUGGACAAGUCUGGUGUGGUGAGAGUCAGGAUAGAAGGAGACAACGACAACAAACAGCCCAGACAGGAAGUAAGCCUACUACAGUCAACUCUUGACUGCAGCUGAUAAAGCUGGAGUACUGAUAAGUCCAUGCAGUAUUCAGUUUUCUCUUUUUUUUACUUCACAGUUUGUUCUUUCCACUUUGGUGCACUAACAUCCAUGUUGUGUUUUUGCGAUUUGUUGACAAAGGGAAUGGUCCCCUUCACUUUUGUCGGUACUAAGGAGAGUAUCGGCAACGUCCAGGUCUUGCUGGAGUACCACAUCUCUUACCUCAAUGUAAGGAGAUCUACAGUAUGUACACAUGUGUGUCUGUCUGUGUGCAUAUGUGUGCCGAAAUGGGAUGAAGAGUUUGUUUUUGAUGCACGCUUGUGUUUGAUUUGCCGGUUCUUCGCGAAAGCUGCAGUUUACGGAUGUCUGCUUCUUAACCCAUUUUUAUUGAUUAUUGAUUUGACACUAUAAAAUGGCAAAAUGGACAUGUUACAAUAACAACACUCAAUGUAUAAAUAAAAUAGCGUAGCUCUGAUUUUGUGAUAUACUGGUUUGAUAAAGGGGGAUAUUUGUAAAAUCACAGAUAUAGAGUCAGAUAUAUGGGACUUGCAUACAGCACACACAUUUACUAUGCAUUUGUAGUCAGUACAUAUCAGGUUUUGCAGUUGUACUUAAAGUGGAUUCACCUGAAAUCAUUGCUGGUAUUUUCAUGUAUGCAAAAUUAAUUGAUGAAAUCUUAUCAAACUUGUUGCAGUUUGAGAAAACAAAUCAUCAGUUUAAGUUACCCAUGUUUGAGGCUGCCAGCUCUGUCUGGUAUAAAUAGAAAUGGAUGUGUGAGAGGACCGUCCUCCACACAGGCAGAGAGGAACAGGAAGCACAUGGAGCUGAGGUUGAUUUUGUUUUUGUAUUUUCACUCCCAGUCGUGUGUUGAUAAUGGCAUGAAAAGUGAUUAAGCUUCUGAUAAUGAUCAUAGAUAAUCUCUUUGCUGUUCUGCUGUGUGGAGUUCACUGUCUAUGUUCUGCAUGUAUGCGUGCCCAGUCUGUGGUGUGUUAUUUGCAUGUUUGGUGCUGCCCUGGUGCUCUGUUGUGUUUGUGUGUGUGUGGUUUGUUUGUUUGUUUUGCACCAUGUGUGUAUGUGUAGAAGAUGGAGGAGCUUCUUGCAAAGGGCCAGCAGCUAGAGGAGGAGCUGAGGAAAGGGCUGAGGCAGUUUGUGGAUAAUUCACAGGGAUGCAGCCUAGAAAGAGUCAGACAAAGCAACACAAGGCACACUGGAUGUGAUGUGUGUAUGAUGAUAAUGCAUGUGUACCUGAUGAUGGAAAAAAAGACUUUUUGGAACUCAAAAUCUUGCAAUAUUUGAUUGUUUCUUGCUUUUCUUUUGGUAUAAUAUUCGCCAUUCUUUAACUUUUGCUGUCCAUUUUUUACCUUUUCUUCUCUAGGAGGUUGAGCAGCUUCGUCUGGAGAGGAUGCAGAUUGAUGAACAGUUGCGUCAGAUCACCCUGGGUCACCGACCAGCUGACAGAGAGAGAGGGGACAGAGGAGGAUAUAAUGCAGAUGGUAAUGCCAAUGCCUCCUCGUCCUCUUCACAUGGCAGCCGCUCCUACAAUGGAAGAGGGCGCGGGCGCAGAGGACACAGCUACAGCACUGGAUAUGGUAUACAUUACAAAUGAGAACUCAACCUGCAAAAAGAGAAAAGAAUUGACUAAAAAAUGUCCAUCUAUGUCUCUUCAUUUGCAUCUGCCCUCGCAUUCAUGUCUAACUGUCCUCUUGUGUGUUUGUUUGGAUCUUCCAGGCACCAACUCAGAGCAGUCCAACGCAUCUGAAACCGACUCGGAGCGCAGGGAGGAGCUGAGUGACUGGUCCCUUGCUGGAGAGGACCAGGACAGGUGAGUUGUGAUAUUUAUCCUGUGGAUCCUUAAAAUGUCUUCAAUUAGAUAAAUAAAAUCUAAGGUCUUAAAAUAUCCUCAGAAGUCUUACUUGAAUUUCACAAUUUUGGAUUUCUGUGAUAGUGUCUUAGCGUGCCCAAAGUUUUGCCCUGCAACCAUUAACUGUAAAAUAAAUUGAUGUAGUGUUCAAAUGUGUUAAUUUUUAGUACAAGUGUGAAAUAGUUACAAAUAUCAGUCAUAUAUUUAUUCUUUCUGGGUCUGUGAAGGGCUACUCCUUUAAGACUGAGAUUAUGAAGUCAUUAAUUUUCUGGUCAUCUUGCAGAGAGAGGGAGAGAGGUCCUCGGCCACAAAGAGGCAGGAGGCUCGGACCUGGCAGAGGCCGAGGAGGACCCGGACGGGGGAGAGGAGGGAGAGGGGGCUACAACAACAGCCAUGGUAAAGUCGCUUCUCAGACCACAGUGAAGCAAACUCUGCAUUUAAUACAAAGUCAAUGUACAAACUGACAAACUGAACAACUUCAUUAAUCAAGUAUUUUCUGUGAAUGUGACUUUACCUUUUAGCAGGACAUCGGGAGUAUGAGGAUCACCACACCUAUGGAGCCCAAGAGACGAACACAGAGACUGACCAGACAGCCGAUACAGAUGCCAGUGAGUCCAACUUGCCUGCAAACCGCCGCAGAAGAUCUCGCCGACGCAGGACGGAUGAGGAUGCAACUUUGAUGGACGGCAUGAGCGAGUCAGACAACGCUUCAGUGAGCGAAAAUGGAAUAGGUAGGAAAUUCAAAAAUCCUGUCAUUUAACUUUAUCCUACCAAAAACUGAGCUUUAGGACACAUUUUCAGGAGUGUAACAGAGCUUAUGUUGUUAUUUCAUAAAGUGCACCAGUGCAGCACUUCCCGUUUGAGGUCCAUAAGGAAUCCUCAAAUUUUCAGAUAAGUUUUCUAGUUUUAAAGUAACUGAAACCCCAAAUCCCUCUCUUUGUAAUGAUUGAAAACCUUAGAUGACCCCGAGGCAAAACCUCAGCGUCGUAACCGUAGUCGUCGCCGCCGCAUCCGCCUGCCAGAGGAAAGGCAGCCAGGUAACCAUGCCGGUCAGUGCUCGUAACAGCUUGGCUGAAACGUUCCUCAUCAGGCGUGGUGUUUGUUUGUGUGCCUCACUAAACCAAUUAAGAAAACUGAGCUUUAAGUGUGUGGUCAUUGAACAAUGCUUGCCUCCAAGGCUAAAUUAUGAUGAUGACUGUCCACAUAGGUUUGCCGUGUGAAUGAGAGUUAGCUCCUGUUUUCUUGUUUUAUUUCACAGGCUCGUUUACUAACAACAGAGAUGCAGCAUUUGUUGUUUUCCAGGCUGCUUCACCAACAGCAGUCUUGUUUUUAUUUUUGGUGCACCACAGUGAACCUGACCCCUAACUUUUCUGUGAUUGUUACGUUGGAUGUCAAGCGCAUAAGGCCUUCAGUUUGGCUUCAUAAACAAGCUGUUGUUCCUUGUCUAAAAGUUGAAGCCUCUUUUCAGACUGCCAGACUGGAUCUACUCAGUGUCUUCAGUUUUUGUAAAAAAUUUCAACACUGUUGAAACUCAAACAGACUCUGUUAUUUGAAGAAAACAGGCAUUGUCAUCAUCAGCGGUUUUUCUAUUCUUCUGUUGUCUGUGCAGUGACAGUGGCUGACUACAUAUCCAGGGCUGAAUCUCAGAGCAGACAGCUCAACUCCAAGGACACCAAGAAAAACAAGGAUGUGGUUAGUACUGAACUGUCUAGCGUUAACAAAUUGCUGGCAGACAGCUGUUUAACUUUAAAGAGUGUGUCCGUGAAAGUUUUUAGGUUCUGUCUGCUCUGACUGUCUAUGCUUGACUGUCACCUGCUCAAACUGAAGAGUGGCUGAAAAAUGUGGAAUGUGCAAAAAAACUGCAGUUCUACAAAUGACCACUUGAGACAGCUUCCAGUGAGGGUUGAAUCUCAUAGACGUUCUUCUUAACUAUAGAGAAGAAAAUCACAUUUUUAGAGGGUGGGAAUCACCAGGUGACUCAUGAUACAACAUGAUAUCCAAUACUUGGCACAAGAUAACGAUAACAUGAUAAGACAGCGAUACUGGGAUAAUCAAAUGAAGAUGAAACUCGAAGUCUGAUAAUAGAUACAAAAUGCCCCUAAUGUUCAUGUUUUUGGUCUUUAAAUUAAACUUACAGAAUUAUAAAUCUGUGAAACGUGUAAAGUAAAAAAAAAAAAAAAAAAGGACAUUUCUGUAAAACUGUCAAAAAAACUACACACUUAAGUGCUUUCCCAGAAAUAUUCCCAUUGAAUAUAAAAUCGCCUGUUUCCAUUUGCCUUUAAACUCUAAAACCAAAACUUGUUUUCAUGCUAGCCUACAUUACUGUACCUGUUUAAAAGUACAAGGUCUUUUUCAGUUAGCUUCUAUACCUCUGUAGUCUUCAGUAAAACUUCUUCCAUUUGUGCACCUGCAUCAAGCUAGGUAGUACGUCUCAGAUAAAAAAAAAACACUGGAUCAGUUUAUUCUUUCUCUUUUCUUUGUAGCUUUGGAAGUUAGCAGUGAAUGUCUUUGCUCAUUUUUUCUUCUGCUACCCAACAUCCCUCUCUCUACCAUAUGAUUGAAAUCUUUGUCAGUCAAGUAACUGCCAUUCAUGCUCCUCCUUAUGAUUAUCACCACCGUCUAGAGUCACAAAGUGGUAACAGGGGGCGUCAACUCAGCGGGGAAACCUAUCCAGAUCACUUUCUUUUUUUUUUUUCAGUUCAAUGUUGACACUCAGCCCCAGCAUGUCCAAAACUACAGGCCAGGACAACAAUACUGAAGUUUUUACCAGCAGAUAGGAAAAACGUUUUGAUUUUAACAACUUGUCACUGGCUGAUGACUGUACAGGACAUAAUACCUUUUAGUUUGUGUAGCCUGCUUUAACGCAAGUAGGGCACAAAGUGACGGGUCAUUUUUAGGAUGCUGGUAGCUCUCUGAAAUUUCUCUGAAAACUCUCAAAUUUCUAGGUGAUGUUGCUUCCUUUUGGAGAUGUUUUUAUUCAAAUAUUAGACAUAUAGCUUGUUGUGUUGGUGGUUAUCGAAGAGGUGUGACACCAUGCAUGCCAUACCUGGUUUGAUAGUGCAGUCAAAGUUCCCAUUUGUUUGCAGUCAUCAGUGUGUAGGAGUCAGACUUAAUGCUGGUUUUCCACACAAAUGUGAUGAUGAGGAAUUUUGUCUUUUACACAUCUCUUUUUUUCCAGCACUUAGUCUCAGAUACAGACAAGUUAGUUCACUGCAUAUUACAAGCUCUCUGCUUUUGUAGUUGGAAAAAUACUCAGCAACAAGUCUGCAAAUGACAGUCGUCAAAUACAGUCAGAUUAUGAGGGAAAAAUGUACUUUAUCAGUUACCUAAUGAAUCGGUCAAUGAUGCCACUUAAUCUGUUUUGUUGAUUGUUUUUUCUUGGCAUUGGAAUAUUUAAAACCUUUGUCUUCCUCAGGGUCAGGUUGACACCAUCGCUGAGAACAGCCCGCCAUCUGCCCCGCCCACCACCAAUGGAUCCGGCAGCAACGCUGGUGUCAAAGAGGGCAGCAGUGCCACCAGAGCUACCAAGUCUCCCACUGAGAGGCCUGCCAAAGUCUCCUACGAAGGGGACUCUAACCCACAACCGGUGGUCAAUGGACUCUCCUAGUUCAGCUUGAGCUGGAGACAUGGUUUCAAAUAUUUGAAAAUCUUUGGCUGCAUUUAAAUGAAUCUCCCUGUUUCUGGGGCAGCUUCAAAAAUGUAAACAUCAAAAUACGAAAGCACUGUUUAUUUUUUUCACUUUACAUUACAAAUAUUUGAAACCUGAUCCACUGUGUAAGUUUCAGAGACCUGAACGUUAACAUCCCCUUUACACACGUUCUCUUCAACAAUUCAUUUACUACAUUUUUUUAAUAAUAGUUCUUCCUGUACGAGCUUGCCAAAGAUAGUCAAACACACACACACUUACAGACAUCUUCUUAACUGUACCUUUCAGUCCACUCUCCUUCGAGAGCUCAGGGAGAAGUUGGGCCGAAUGCAGUAUUUAUAAAAUGCAGACAGGGAUUCCACUCAAACCAUACUGUGGUAUGAAUGCAGCAACUCUUUUUUUAAUCAUAAAAAAAAAAUAAAAAUCACAGCAGGGUUUAAAAAAAGUCCGAAAGAUGCUUCCUAACUGUUUUUAGGAUGUUUUGUGCAUCUGAAGUAGUUUGUAAAUUAAAUACUCUGCAUGAGCAGUACCACAGUGCAGAUAGGUUUGUUGGAAACCCCGAGUAUGUUAAACAUACAUGUGAUCAGCUGUUGUGCCUUGAGAGUAGAUUCAACAUGUCGUUGCCUGGCUCUGCACACCGUCUGAAAUCGUUUCACUUCUCUCCGUGUUACCCGGUCACCCUCGCCUGCCGCCACAGUCAAACCAGGUGUCCUCCUGGUCUAAAUGUACACUUGUGGCUCUGUAGGCAAACACUGACAGAGGCUGGAAGGAUUUCAGAGGCAUAUCUUUUUAAAUUCAGGUGUGUUAUUUCUUAAUGUUUGUGGGGGAAAUGAGUCCAGUUAUCCUUUAUAUAUAUAAAUAUAUCUGUUGACAAGUUUGACAUUAGCUGCUUUCUGUUUUUCAAUAUGCAACCACUUUGGUCAUAGAAGAAAAUGUCAUUACAGCGUGUCUGGAAAAGAAGCAAACAAAGAAGAAUUGUUUUCUUUGCACUGAAAUGAUUUCUGUUAAAAAGUUGAUUGUAGUCGAGUCAAAAACUGGCCUGUUAACUGUUGCUGGACAGAGAUGUAGCUGUCAGUGCUGGUUUCCUCGAAACAUCUCAUCAGGCAGUCUGAUUGCUUUUUUUCCUCUUAGACACCAAAUAAGAGGGAAAAAAAAGUCAAAGAGUGUUUACUUUAUCUUUUAGGUUGAAACAUACAACAUACAAAAUCUCUGUUGAAGUAUUAAGAACAGGACUACCCUGGUGUUGAGAUGUUUCCGGGAAACCAAGCCUAGGUGACGAUGUCAUUUUCAUGGUUCUUCCUCAGACUGGCUGGCUGGAAACUGGUCAUGACUGUUCAACUAAGGAAGAGAUUUAUUGGUUUAUUUAUUUAAAAAAUGUACAGUAUUUAAAAAAAAAGACAAAAACAAGAGAAGCUCUUCUUUUUCUUGACACUAAAACAUGCGUAACCUUGGGUUUUCUUUCAAGACAAAAUGACAAUUUGGACUACUGAGAGUUGUGACAUCCCAAGUGUUUUUGUUGGGUCAACUACAGUAUGUUUUUUUAAGGAUUGUUCUGGUUGGUUGAUGUGCAAUAUGUUUUGUAUGCAGGUAGUUCUUAAAUAAACUUGAUCUUCCAUGUAGAUCCAGAA
Xyrichtys novacula (pearly razorfish) is the source of this 13913-nucleotide messenger RNA. The record is from the annotation of a GenBank genome assembly. NCBI's taxonomy places the organism in Eukaryota, Metazoa, Chordata, Actinopteri, Labriformes, Labridae.